Messenger RNA from Drosophila biarmipes, 879 nucleotides. RefSeq names its product coenzyme Q-binding protein COQ10, mitochondrial. Gene Ontology annotation, biological process: cellular respiration; ubiquinone biosynthetic process. Gene Ontology annotation, cellular component: mitochondrion. Bases 91 to 765 code for a protein of 224 amino acids. Gene Ontology annotation, molecular function: ubiquinone binding. The record is from RefSeq and is a predicted model, not a curated record. The transcript has 3 exons. NCBI's taxonomy places the organism in Eukaryota, Metazoa, Arthropoda, Insecta, Diptera, Drosophilidae.
GCUGAAUUGGCACCACUGUUGCGCGACACCUCGGAUACGGACAUCUAUCUUUUUCCGCAUCCGCAUCCCAACGCUCCAGCUUUGCCUAAAAUGCUAAAGGGCAGCACACUGAAAGCCCUGGACGUCAGAAUCCUACGACCCCUUAUUCAAACAAGGUCAGCAGCAAAAUUGUCCGUGCCACUCAGGUUGCUCUUCUCCUGUUGCAGUGGAGGCUAUCAGCGCAGCUACUCCAACAGCAUCCACAGGUCCUACAUCACCUUCAAUGAUUUCCGCAACAAGCAUCGUUGGUACACCAAGAAGGAGCUCGUGGGGUACUCCAUGCAGGACAUUUACAGCGUGGUCUCCGACGUCAGCAACUACUACAAGUUUGUGCCGUACGUGAAGCGUUCCCACGUGCACAGUCAGGAAAAAGGAGGCUUCAAGGCGGACCUUAUCGUGGGCUUCCCGCCGCUCAGCGAGUCGUACACCUCGCAGGUGACCCUGGUGCCGCCCAGCUUGGUCAAGUCCGAGUGCCACGAUGGACGCCUGUUCAACUACCUGCUGAACGAGUGGCGCUUCAGUCCUGGACUCAAGGACAUACCUAACUCGUGCGUUCUGGACUUCAAGGUCUCCUUCGAGUUCAAGUCCCUGCUGCACAGUAACGUGGCCAACAUAUUCUUCGACCUCAUCUGCGACCAGAUGGAGAACGCGUUCAUCCAGGAGGUGCGCCGUCGGAGCGGGCCGCCCUCGAUCCGCUCGCACGUGCUCACCUCGCAGCGCUCUUGACCAGAGGAAGUGGUAGUCUUUCUAGUGAUUUAAGUUGAAGUUGUGUACCUCUUUGUUAGAACAAUUAACCAAAUUGUAAAUAAAUUGUCUACCGAUUUGUGUAUAAACGGACAA